Messenger RNA from Rhipicephalus sanguineus (brown dog tick), 865 nucleotides. RefSeq names its product serine proteinase stubble-like. Gene Ontology annotation, biological process: proteolysis. The transcript is spliced from 5 exons. The record is from RefSeq and is a predicted model, not a curated record. Bases 1 to 747 code for a protein of 248 amino acids. NCBI's taxonomy places the organism in Eukaryota, Metazoa, Arthropoda, Arachnida, Ixodida, Ixodidae. Gene Ontology annotation, molecular function: serine-type endopeptidase activity.
AUGGCCCUAAGCUACAGUCAUAGCCAACCAACUUUUCCUUUUCUUCAGGCGGCCGUGGUGGUCAGGAGCCUAUUUUCGCAGAAGAUCUCCUGUGGCGGAGCAUUGGUGCAUGCGAGCUGGGUAAUCACGGCUGCGCACUGCGUCGACAGAACGUCUACGUCGAGCAUACGGGUCCGGCUUGGAGAGCACAGCAUCCGGGACACCUCGGAGCGCUUACCGCAUGAGGACUACACCGUCCGGCGAAAGAUUGUCAACGAAGGUUUCAACCGGCUCAGCUUCAGGAAUGACAUUGCGCUGCUCGAGCUCUCGCACCCCGUCGUCUUCCGCGAGCACAUCAUUCCCGCAUGCCUUCCCAAGAAAGGAGACAACUUCGCGGGAGGACUGGCCACCGUCUCCGGCUGGGGAAGGCUCAAGUACGUUCCUCCGUAUGAAGUGCCGACCUACUCUCCGAGCGUCCUGCAAACGGUGGAUGUGGUGGUGCUCGAGAACGAGGAGUGCCAGAAGUGGUACAAGGAGAAGGGACGCAGGGAAAAGAUCUACGACACGAUGCUGUGCGCUGGCUACAAGGCUGGCGGCAAGGAUUCGUGCCAGGGAGACUCUGGUGGCCCACUGACGUUCAAGAGGGAUGACCGCGUCUACCUCAUCGGUGUCGUCUCGUGGGGAGUCAAGUGCGCGAUGCCUUCUCUACCUGGAGUCUACACACGGGUGUCGGAGUUCGUCGACUGGCUGCAAAUCUACGUCAAGUGACUCCAUCUCUGUACGGAAUGGAAUCUCCAGCUGUUCUUGGAAACAAUAUAUAUAAAUUCCAAGUGAAAAUUCAUGCGCGCUUGUAAAUAGCUAUGUUAUGAUGAAUGAAACGUACACG